Molecule: messenger RNA, 6321 nt
Organism: Cicer arietinum (chickpea)
Lineage: Eukaryota; Viridiplantae; Streptophyta; Magnoliopsida; Fabales; Fabaceae
Source: RefSeq, a predicted model, not a curated record
AUGUUCAAGAAAGGGUAUCAUGUUGGGGUUAAAAGUAAUCGUGAAUGGGCUCAGAGUAUAGCUAGCCUUACUGGGGAUACAAUUUCAUGGUACUAUAGAGAACAAGGGGUGGAAGAGGUAAUAUGCCGAUGCGGAGAUUUUCCAAAUGUACCUCUCAUGGGAACGAAGGGAUGUAUUAAUUACAAUCCAAUGGUAGCUCUGAGACAACUUGGCUACCCCAUGUUGGAUAAACCAGAUGACAAGUCAUUGGAAGCUUUUGUUUUUCACAAUACGGGUAUAGUAGAUCCACCAAUGUUAAGAAGGAUAAGUCGAGCUUGGGAAUUGAUCAUUAGAAAAGGAAAGGAACUCGGAUGCAGAAGUUGCAGCACAAAGGUACCUUAUCUACAAUGGGUAAAGAAGAGAGUCCAAGAAAUCAAGUUGCCUUUCCACAAUACAGCCUCAAAUGGUCAGGAAAUGCCUGAACCUAUCCUUGUUGCAAAUGAAGAGAUAGAAGAACUCAAAGCAUCAUUGCUAAAAUCUAAAGAAGAGAAAAAAGAGCUACAAGCAAGGUUAGAAAAAGAUGAAACCAUAUACUGGGAGGAGCGUUUCAUGGUGUUGCUUGGGCAAUUGAAGAACCAAGAGAUUUAUAAAGAAUUGGAAGAUAAAGGCAAGCAUUGGAAAGAUUGCUUUUCGAAAUUGGCAAUGCUAGCUAAUCAGAUAAAAGCUAUUGAGGGGUAUAAUGUUUAUGGCCUUGAAGCUUUCGAUAUGUGUUUGGUUCCUGAUGUGACUAUCCAUCCCAAAUUCAAGGUUCCUGACUUUGAAAAAUACAAGGGCAACACAUGUCCUAAAAAUCAUCUAUGUAUUGCAGAAAAAUCUCAUGCUCAUAACGAUAAACUUCUCAUUCACUUCUUCCAAGACAGUUUGAGUGGGGCAUCGUUAAGUUGGUAUAUGCAUCUUGAGCGAAAUCAAAUUCGUUCAUGGAAGGACCUAGCUGAUGCCUUUUUAAAGCAAUACAGGUACAACGUUGACAUGGCCCCUGAUAGGAUGCAAUUGCAAAAUUCACUGAAAAAGGACAGCGAAGCUUUCAAAGAAUACGCACAACGGUGGAGGGAAAUGGCCUCACAAGUAGAACCCCCAUUAUCUGAAAGAGAAAUGGUUGGUAUGUUUAUGGAUACUCUCCAGUCGCCUUUUUAUGACAAGAUGAUUGGGAGUAUGUCAUCAAACUUUUCUGACCUUGUCAUGAUAGGAGAAAGGAUAGAAAGUGGGAUGAGGAGUGGCAAGAUCGUAUGUGCAGCAACUAGCGUGAAACGACCCCAGACGACAUUCACAAAAAAGAAAGAAGGAGACGCUAACGCUGUAAUGGAGGACAAUCCCAACAUAGGGAGCAAUCCUUUGCCAGGUCACGGGAACGCCUCUGUGAAUUUCAUUGAAGAUGGGAUAGACCAACAUGCAGUAGAUGGUCAUCCAAAUGCAAUAAUUGUCCAAACACCAAUCCCGUUUCCUUAUGGAAAUACCAAGGCAGUACCGUGGAAAUACGAAGUCACAUCCCACUUGGCAGAUCAUCAACCAAAUGAUGGUUGUGAACCUAAAGGAACUGAUGUCACUAACAUCUCAGGGAUUGGUGGAAUGACUCGGAGUGGUCGUAUAUACACUCCGGAACAACUUAGGAGAAAGGAGGUUCAUGGAGAAAAAGGGAAAGAAGAUAUGUAUCAUUCCAUAAAAGGACAAGAGACCAGCGAAAAGACGGUGUCUGAAGAAGAAGCUAAUGAAUUUUUGAAGUUUAUCAAGCAAAGUGAAUAUAAGGUGGUGGAUCAGCUAAAUCAAACCCCUUCCAAGAUAUCAGUUUUCUCCUUGUUAUUAAACUCUGAAGCACAUAGAAGAGCACUAAUGAAAGUUUUAAAUGAAGCCCACGUUACUCACGAUAUCACUGUCGAUCAGUUUGAUGGAGUUGUCGGCAACAUCACUGCUAGUAGUUGCAUGAGUUUUAGCAAUAAUUAAUUACCAGUUGAAGGGACAGAGCAUAAUAAAGCACUACACAUCUCUGUGAGGUGUCACAAUCAUAUUCUUGCACGAGUGCUAGUAGAUAAUGGUUCAUCAUUAAAUGUCAUGCCUAAAUCAACACUGUCAAAACUAUUUGUUGAGGGAGCCUGUUUGAAGCCUAGUGCUUUGGUGGUGAAAGCGUUUGAUGGAUCUAGAAGACAAGUGAUUGGUGAGAUUGACCUGCCAAUUCAAAUCGGACCCCACAUCUUUGGGAUAACCUUCCAAGUAAUGGAUAUUAAACCGGCGUACAGUUGUCUUUUAGGGAGACCAUGGAUUCAUGCUGCUGGAGCAGUGACAUCCACUCUCCAUCAAAAGCUAAAGUUUACAGUGAACAAUAAGCUGGUAAUAAUAUAUGGGGAAGAAGAUAUGAUAGUAAGUCAUUUAUCUUCUACAGGCUACAUUGAAGACACGGAGGAAGCCAUAGAGACUUUCUUUCAAGCAUUAGAAAUUGCCAAUGUUGUCUUCAUGGGUGAAGGAUAUCGUUUAAAAGAACCAAAACAAUCUACCAUAUCAUUGAAGUCUACCAAAUCCAUGUUAGAAGGAGGAGUUUUUCUCAAUUUGGGGAAGUUGAUAGAAAUACCAGAAAAGAACAAUAGGUACGGGUUGGGAUAUGUACCUACUCAAGCUGAUGAAGAAAAGGCUGCGAAGGAAAAAAGAGAAAACAAGGUGACUCGUCGAGAAAACUGGAUACCGAAUUCACAGAAGAUUCCUAUUUGUGACAUUCGUCAAAAUUUUCAAAGCGCCGGAAUAAUAUAUGCUGAUCAGGUGGCUGUUGCGGAAGAGGAUCAUGGUGAUGAUGAUACCCUCAAGCUAGUGUACCCUUGUCCUCCAAACACCAAUCUCAACAAUUGGAAGAUCAUCGAGUUUUAUGUUGAAAAUAGCAGCGCUAGAACCAUUUCUUGUAAUUUUGAACAUCUGAUUAAUCAUGCUGAUGAGGAUUGUGAAGACGAUUGUGAGCUUCCCCCAGAACUAGAAAGCUUAAUUGAACAGGAAGCUAAGAUAAUCCAACCCUAUCAAGAACCUGUUGAGGUGAUCAAUUUAGGGACUGAGCAUGAUAAAAAAGAAGUUAAAGUUGGUAUGUCUAUGAAAGAAAGUGAGCGAGAAAAGUUGGUUAAACUUUUAAUUGAUUAUGUGGAUGUCUUUGCAUGGUCAUAUCAGGAUAUGCCCGGGUUAGAUACUAACAUAGUUGAACACAAGCUACCACUAAAACCUGAAUACACUCCAAUUAAACAGAAGUUGAGAAGGAUGAGACCUGAUAUGUCGCUUAAAAUUAGAGAAGAGGUCAAGAAGCAAUUUGAUGCUGGUUUCUUAGCAGUAGCAAAAUAUCCUCAAUGGGUGGCUAAUAUUGUACCAGUUCCAAAGAAAGAUGGAAAGGUUCGAAUGUGCGUUGAUUAUCGGGAUUUAAAUAAAGCUAGUCCUAAAGAUGAUUUUCCUCUACCUCAUAUUGAUGUCCUAGUGGAUAGCACUGCUCAAUACUCUCUUUUCUCCUUCAUGGAUGGUUUCUCAGGGUACAAUCAAAUCAAGAUGGCUCCCGAAGAUAUGGAAAAAACUACGUUCAUCACACAAUGGGGGACUUUCUGCUAUAAAGUGAUGCCAUUUGGAUUGAAGAAUGCCGGGGCAACCUAUCAAAGAGCAAUGGUAACCUUGUUUCAUGACAUGAUGCAUAAGGAAAUAGAGGUUUACGUGGAUGAUAUGAUCGCAAAAUCUCGAACUGAAGAAGACCAUGUUGUUAACCUUCAAAAGUUAUUUGAGCGACUAAGGAAGUUCAAACUUCGUUUAAACCCUGCUAAAUGCACAUUUGUUGUAAGAUCAGGCAAGUUACUUGGGUUUAUCGUUAGUCAAAAAGGGAUAGAAGUGGACCCAAUUAAAGUAAGAGCAAUACAAGAAAUGUCAGCUCCACGCACGGAAAAAGAAGUCCGCGGCUUUUUGGGUAGAUUGAAAAAGAAGUCCCGGUUUAAAUCGCAUCUCACCGCUACAUGCGAGCCGAUUUUCAAAUUGUUGCGCAAAGACCAAAAGGUUGAAUGGAAUGAGAAUUGUCAAAAAGCUUUCGAAAAGAUUAAGCAGUACUUAUCAAAACCUCUCAUCCUAGUGCCUCCUGUUCCUAGGAAACCACUUAUUUUGUACUUAACAAUAUUUGACGAGUCAAUGGGCUGCGUACUGGGGCAGCAUGAUGAAUCUGGUAGGAAAGAACAUGCUAUUUAUUAUUUGAGCAAAAAGUUCACCAGUUGUGAAACAAGAUAUUCACUGCUUGAACGAACAUGUUGCGCAUUGGCAUGGGCUGCUCGUCGGUUGAGGCAAUACAUGUUAUGUCAUACAACUUGGUUGGUGUCUAAAAUGGACCCAAUUAAGUACAUCUUUGAGAAACCUGCUCUUACUGGAAGGAUCGCCCGUUGGCAGAUGUUGCUAUCAGAAUACGAUUUGGUAUAUGUUACACAAAAAUCUAUUAAAGGAAGCGCACUAGCAGAGUACUUAGCCCAACAACCGGUAGAAGACUAUCAAUCAAUGCAGUGUGAAUUCCCCGAUGAAGACAUAAUGACUUUAGUUGAAGAGAUUGAAUCAUCUGAUAAAGCAAAAUGGAGGUUGGUGUUUGAUGGUGCAUCUAAUGCGUUAGGGCAUGGAAUUGGAGCCAUUUUGAUUUCUCCAGAGAACCAGUUCACUCCAUUUACGGCUAGGUUGUGUUUUGAUUGUACAAACAAUAUUGCAGAAUAUGAAGCAUGUGUUAUGGGAAUUAAAGCAGCUAUUGAAUUAAAUGUAAAAUUUCUUGAGGUAUAUGGAGAUUCAUUGUUGGUCAUCCAUCAAACGAAAGGAGAGUGGGAAACGCGAGAUUCUAAAUUGAUUCUGUAUCACACCCAUAUCAAAGAAUUGACAGAACACUUUGAGAAGAUUACUUUUCACCAUAUCCCUCGAGAAGAAAACCAAUUAGCUGAUGCCUUGGCCACUUUGUCGUCAAUUUUCAAAAUAACCACUAAUCAAGACGUGCCGGUCAUAAAGAUUCAACAAAGAGAUAAACCUGCAUAUUGCUUAUCAAUAGAAGAAGAGUUGGAUGGCAAGUCGUGGUUUUAUGAUAUCAAGUCAUAUGUUAAGAAUAAGGAAUAUCCAUUGGGUAUUUCAGAGAACGACAAAAGGGUUUUAAGGAGAUCGUCAAUGAAUUUCUUCUUAAAUGGCGAUGUGCUUUAUAAGAGAAAUCAUGAUAUGGUUCUCCUCAGAUGUGUGGAUAAAGCAGAAGCGGGGAAAAUUAUCCAAGAGGUUCACGAAGGUUCUUUCGGAACUCAUGCAAAUGGGCACACAAUGGCUAGAAAAAUCUUAAGGGCUGGCUACUACUGGUUGACCAUGGAAUCCGACUGCUUUAGUCACGUAAAGAAAUGUCACAAAUGUCAAAUCUAUGCUGAUAAAAUACAUGUACCACCCACUUCUUUGAAUGUUUUAACAUCACCAUGGCCAUUUUCAAUGUGGGGAAUGGAUGUUAUUGGACUCAUCGAGCCUAAGGCUUCAAAUGGACACCGGUUUAUCCUAGUAGCUAUUGAUUAUUUCACAAAAUGGGUUGAAGCCGCUUCUUAUGCCAAUGUGACGAGAAGUGUGGUUGUCAGAUUCAUCAAAAGAGAAUUGAUUUGUCGAUAUGGAUUGCCAAAUAAGAUAAUCACUGAUAACGCGACUAAUCUGAAUAACAAAAUGAUGAAAGAGUUGUGUGAUAAUUUCAAAAUUCAGCACCAUAAUUCUUCUCCAUAUCGUCCGAAAAUGAAUGGGGCUGUAGAAGCAGCAAAUAAGAAUAUCAAGAAGAUCAUACAGAAGAUGAUGGAGACAUAUAAGGAUUGGAAUGAAAUGCUUCCCUUUGCAUUACAUGGCUAUAGAACCUCUGUUCGUACCUCAACAGGGGCAACUCCUUUCUCAUUGGUGUAUGGAAUGGAAGCGGUACUUCCCAUCGAAGUUGAAAUUCCCUCGAUCAAAGUCCUGAUGGAAACAAAACUAGAAGAGGCAGAAUGGGUUCAAUCACGAUAUGACCAAUUGAAUCUCAUAGAAGAAAAAAGAAUGAUAGCUUUGUGUCCUGGUCAGCUUUAUCAGAAAAGACUCAAAAAAGCCUACGAGAAAAAAGUCUAUCCUCGAGAGUUUCGAGAAGGAGAAUUAGUGUUGAAGAAAAUAUUGCCCAUAAAAAAAGAUUCUCGGGGAAAGUGGACUCCGAACUACGAAGGACCGUAUGUUGUGAAAAAAGAUUUCUCUGGGGGAGCUCUAAUACUCGCAGAAAUGGAUGGAGAUGAGCUUCCACUUCCAGUAAACUCAGAUGCAGUCAAGAAAUAUUAUGCUUAA